AUGAAGCAAGGUUUGCGGCAUGCGCGCGCUUGGAUUACCUGCCACCUAGUCGACCGGGAGGUGGUGGACCUGGUGGUGGAGCUGGAGGACCAUUUGGAGGAAGGCCAGGUGGUGCCCCUGGAGGUCCUGGAGGUCUCCCAGGUGGUCCAGGUGGAGCCGGUCCAGGAGGUUUCCCAGGCGGUCCAGGUGGAGCCGGACCUGGAGGUCGUCCAGGUGCCGGCGGCCCAGGAGGAUUCCCAGGGGCUCCAGGCGGAGCCGGUCCUGGAGGUCGCCCAGGUUCCGGCGGCCCAGGAGGAUUCCCAGGCGCUCCAGGCGGAGCCGGUCCUGGAGGUCGCCCAGGUGCCGGCGGUCCAGGAGGAUUCCCAGGCGGUCCAGGCGGAGCCGGUCCUGGAGGUCGCCCAGGUGCCGGCGGUCCAGGAGGAUUCCCAGGCGGUCCGGGUGGAGUCGGACCUGGAGGUCGUCCAGGUGCCGGCGGCCCAGGAGGAUUCCCAGGCGCUCCGGGUGGAGGCGGUCCUGGAGGUCGCCCAGGCGCAGGAGGGCCAGGAGGAUUCCCAGGCAGUCCGGGUGGAGUUGGACCUGGAGGUCGGCCAGGUGCGGGAGGGCCAGGAGGAUUCCCAGGCGGUCCGGGUGGAGUCGGACCUGGUGGUCGACCAGGUGCGGGAGGGCCAGGAGGAUUCUCAGGCGGUCCGGGUGGAGUCGGACCUGGAGGUCGACCAGGUGCGGGAGGGCCAGGAGGAUUCCCAGGCGGUCCGGGUGGAGUCGGACCUGGAGGUCGACCAGGUGCGGGAGGGCCAGGAGGAUUCCCAGGCGGUCCGGGAGGUGCGCCAGGUGCUAGUGGCCCCGGAUGUUCCCCAGGUCGUCCGGGAUGUGCCCCUGCUGGCGCUCCAGGAGGUUUCCCAGGCGCUCCAGGUGGAGCCGGUCCAGGAGGUCGCCCAGGUGCCGGCGGUCCAGGCGGCUUCCCAGGCGGUCCGGGUGGAGUCGGACCUGGAAGUCGACCAGGUGCAGGAGGGCCAGGAGGAUUCCCAGGCGGUCCGGGUGGAGCAGGUCCAGGAGGUUACCCAAGUGGUCGUCCAGGUGCCGGAGGCCCUGGAGGAGCGCCAGGUGCUAGUGGCCCCGGAUGUUCGCCAGGUCGUCCGGGAUGUGCCCCUGGCGGAGCUCCAGGAGGUUUCCCAGGCGCUCCAGGUGGAGCCGGUCCAGGAGGUCGCCCAGGCGCCGGCGGUCCAGGAGGAUUCCCAGGCGGUCCAGGUGGAGUCGGACCUGGAGGUCGACCAGGUGCAGGGGGGCCAGGAGGAUUCCCAGGCGGUCCGAGUGGAGCAGGUCCAGGAGGUUACCCAAGUGGUCGUCCAGGUGCUGGAGGUCCCGGAGGAGCGCCAGGUGGCCCCGGAUGUUCCCCAGGUCGUCCGGGAUGUGCCCCUGGGGGCGGUGCUGGUAGUGGAAUUGGCGGGGGUGCUGGUGGCGGUUACGGUGGCGGUCCCGGAGCUGGUGGAAGACCUGGGGCUGGAUCCGACGUACCUAUUACUCAACUAGGUAAUGUCAAUAGCGGCGACGGUACC
This is a messenger RNA of Anoplophora glabripennis (Asian longhorned beetle), 1553 nucleotides long. RefSeq names its product treacle protein-like. The transcript has 3 exons. NCBI's taxonomy places the organism in Eukaryota, Metazoa, Arthropoda, Insecta, Coleoptera, Cerambycidae. The record is from RefSeq and is a predicted model, not a curated record. The coding region runs from base 1 to 1527 and encodes 508 amino acids.